Molecule: messenger RNA, 1501 nt
Organism: Sinocyclocheilus anshuiensis
Lineage: Eukaryota; Metazoa; Chordata; Actinopteri; Cypriniformes; Cyprinidae
Product: serine hydroxymethyltransferase, mitochondrial-like
Exons: 10
Coding region: 84-1307 (407 amino acids)
Biological process (GO): tetrahydrofolate interconversion
Cellular component (GO): cytoplasm; mitochondrion
Molecular function (GO): glycine hydroxymethyltransferase activity; pyridoxal phosphate binding
Source: RefSeq, a predicted model, not a curated record
UCCGCUGCUGUCAUUUAGGCGACGGACGAAAAACGUGCGAACGCAAAAACCUGCUGGAACCGGAGAAGUUGGGUGGCUUUACCAUGUUAACACUAACAUUGAGACAACUAUUUAGGCCGGUGUGCCGUGUUUCGGCCAGCGUCAGAUCCCAGCAUUCAGCGGCGGUGGUCUCUGAUGACGAGCGCUCGUGGACGGGACAGGAGAGUCUGUCUCAAGACGACCCCGAGAUGUGGGAGCUUCUGCAGAAGGAGAAGGACAGACAGUGCCGAGGACUGGAGCUCAUCGCCUCCGAGAACUUCUGCAGUCGUGCGGCUCUUGAGGCUCAGGGUUCGUGUCUCAACAACAAAUACUCUGAAGGAUACCCAGGAAAAAGUCUCUCUCUCUCUCAGCCUAAAUCCGGUCUGAUAGACUAUGAUCAGAUGGAGUUGACUGCGAGACUCUUCAGACCCAAACUCAUCAUCGCCGGCACCAGCGCUUACGCUCGCCUCAUCGACUACAGCCGCAUCAAGAAGCUGUGCACCGAGCUGAAUGCGUACAUGCUGGCGGACAUGGCUCACAUCAGCGGACUGGUAGCAGGCAAAGCCAUUCCCUCGCCGUUCCAACACGCCGACCUCGUCACCACAACCACACACAAAUCACUGCGAGGAUCCAGGGCGGGGCUUAUCUUCUACCGGAAGGGCGUGCGCUCGCUGGAUAAGAAGGGCAAAGAGGUCAUGUACGACUUGGAGGAGAAGGUCAACUUCUCUGUGUUCCCUUCGCUUCAAGGCGGCCCGCAUAAUCACGCCAUCGCCGGCGUCGCUGUGGCUCUCAAACAGGCCACGACGCCCAUGUUUUGUGAAUACAUCGCUCAGGUUCUGAAGAACUCGAAGGCCAUGGCCGAGGCGCUGCUGAAGAAGGGCUACACGCUGGUCUCUGGAGGAACUGAUAAUCAUCUGGUUCUGGUGGAUCUGAGGCCUCAGGGGAUGGACGGAGCGCGGGCCGAGCGUGUUCUGGAGCUGCUGUCCAUCACAGCCAACAAGAACACCUGCCCUGGAGACAAGAGCGCACUGACCCCCGGCGGCCUGAGACUCGGAUCCCCUGCUCUCACAUCUCGUCAGUUCAAGGAGUCUGACUUCCAGCAGGUGGUGGAUUUCUUCGAUCAGGGCAUCAAGAUCGCUCUGGACGUCAAGAAGAAGACCAAAAAGCUGUCAGAUUUCAAGAGUUUCCUGCUGGAGGACUCGGAGACGGCGUCUCGUAUCGCUGAUCUGCGUCGUCGCGUUGAAGCUUUCGCUCGUCCGUUCCCCAUGCCUGGAUUCCACGACCAUUAAAGCAGCAGAUCAACCAUUAGACCUUGUCUUUUUUUGUUUAGCUUUACGAUCAAUCACUACAUUAUUAAUCAUUUACUGCAACUAAAAGUCUUAAAACGACGAGUAGUGCACUUACACCACCGGUCAAAACGAUUUUUUAUGUUUUUUACAGGAGUUUCUUCUGUUCAUCAAGGCUGCAUUCAUUUGAUCAAAAA